Iphiclides podalirius (scarce swallowtail) is the source of this 288-nucleotide messenger RNA. Lineage: Eukaryota; Metazoa; Arthropoda; Insecta; Lepidoptera; Papilionidae. The record is from the annotation of a GenBank genome assembly.
AUGACAACUGACAGUUGGCGGGCGGCCGCGGCGUUGUGUGUGUGCCUUGUGCUGCGGGAGCGCGUGUUGCGGGCCGAGUGCGCGUGUGUCCGUGUCGCAGUGUGGCGGACGGCUAUCGAUCGCGGGCGAGACCGCAUUGCCGUACAUUCCGGAGGCGGUGCCUCGGCGUCGAUCGCGGCGCGGCGCGCGCGUGGCGGCGGAGGCGCCGGCGUGCGCACCGACGGCGGCGCGGAGCGGCGGGCGCGCCAACAGUGCCAAAACCGGCCCGCUGUCCGCCGCGGACGGCUG